GGAUUUCUUUUUGAAUUUUCCACAAUUGGAAUGGCUUGAUCUAUCGCGUAAUAAACUUGUAAUAUCCACUGAUAAUUUCGAUGAAAUUCCGAAUCUAAAGAGACUUGAGUUAAUUGGAAAUGAUAUAAAAACGAUAACAGCUGGAACCUUUGAUAAAUUAUCAAAUUUGGAAUUUUUAAACCUUAUGGGAAAUAAAUUGACAGAAAUCGAUGGAUUAUUCGAAGAAUUAAUGUCAUUAAAGUCAUUGUCCCUAGACAUGAAUAAUUUAUUCAAAUUACAGCGGUCCACGUUUCAUCAAUUAAAAAAAUUGGAAACACUUGAUAUUUCUAUGAACAAUUUCUUCUAUAUUCCAUCAAAAUUGUUAAAUCAAAAUAAAGAAUUGCGACGAUUAUUGUUGCAUCAUAACAUCGGAGAGCUCGACCAUCUGCCAGUGUCUUUUUUGUCAAAUUUUGAAGAACUCAAAGAAGUCAUUUUGAACAAUAAUGGGUUUAAAAAAUUACCAGAAAAUCUUUUCAGGGGUUCAAUAUCAUUACAAUAUAUCAAUUUGAAUUGUAACUAUCUUAAAACAUUACCACAAAAUAUCUUCACGGGUCUACGAAAUGUUGAAACACUCUUGUUAAGAAACAACGCAAUCGAAGAUCUUCCUACAGAUAUUUUUAAGGAUUUCGAAAAAUUACGAAAACUUGAUUUGUCCAUGAAUCUAAUGACUUCUAUAAAAAAGAAUCUAUUGGAAAACUUGCUAUCAUUGAUUGAAUUAAACAUGGAAAGAAAUAGAUUAACAGUUAUCGAACCAAUGGCUUUUUUCCCUCUUACAAAUAUAUUCAUUGUCAAGUUAUCGCAUAAUCAAUUAGAAUUAAACUCUACGAGUACAAAAUGGUCACCAUUUUAUAAUAAUUCUUUUCUCAGUGAAUUGCAUUUAUCUAACAACAGUAUAGAAACAUUCUUUUCCGAUUGGUCAAUAAGUAGAUAUCACUUAAAAUUAUUAGAUUUGAGUUACAACCAAAUAAAUACCAUAUCGGGGAAUAACUUCAUAUUACCCUCAGACCGUAUUCUAGUCGAUCUGAGAUAUAAUAACAUAAGUAACAUUUUUCUACACGAUAUCGAAGAACUGGCAAUUUAUCAAAGUAAAGAACGUGACGUUGUCAUUCUGGUUGAUCAUAAUCCUAUAUUAUGCGAUUGUUACUUGUACGAUUUGUUGCUUUAUUUAAACAACAAAAUGCCAAGAACUGUUUACAAUUAUUUUAAAAUUAAACUUGGAAAUUUAUCGUGCGUUCAAUAUAAUGGAACGAAGGGCCCACAAAUUACAAAAUUGGAUUUAAACACGUAUACGUGUCCCGAAGACAAAUUCUUUAGUAUUAGAAGAAAUUGUCAAGUUGGUUGUACCUGUGCUGUAAGAUUGCACGACACUACACGUAUUUUAGAUUGCUCGUAUAAAAAUAUGUCUGAAUUUUUGAUCGAUCGAACACAAUUUAUACCUAUCAGAACAUAUCCUUUAAUAUUGAAUCUAACUGGGAAUUUUUUAACCGAGGUUCCAUCGAUACAAGCAUUAAUAUCAAUAAACGUAACUGGUUUACUGUUAUCCAAUAACCGUAUUUCUCAAGUUACGAUAAACAAAUUACCAGAAAAUCUCACGUCAUUAGAAUUGCAUAAUAAUAAUAUAUCAGAAAUUGAUUCGGAAGUAUUGGGCUUUGUGUAUUCUAGAUCUCUGAAAGUAUUCACAUUAAGUGGAAACCCAAUAAAAUGUAAUUGCGGUACUAGAAGUUUACAUCUUUUCGUUCAAUCAAAACGUUCUAUUUAUAAAGAUUUAAAUAAUGUAAAAUGUGAUAACACGAAUACUCUUUUGUAUAAAAUGACCCAUGAUCAAUUGUGUCAAAAUUCAAGUUUAGACAAAGAAGUUGAAUUAAAUGAAAGGGAAACACACGGCGGGGUUAAAAUCUUAAGGCAGUAA
This is a messenger RNA of Polistes canadensis, 1948 nucleotides long. RefSeq names its product protein toll-like. The record is from RefSeq and is a predicted model, not a curated record. Gene Ontology annotation, molecular function: protein binding. The annotation marks the transcript as partial. Lineage: Eukaryota; Metazoa; Arthropoda; Insecta; Hymenoptera; Vespidae. The transcript is spliced from 4 exons.